Bactrocera latifrons is the source of this 2841-nucleotide messenger RNA. RefSeq lists its product as uncharacterized. The transcript has 3 exons. The record is from RefSeq and is a predicted model, not a curated record. NCBI's taxonomy places the organism in Eukaryota, Metazoa, Arthropoda, Insecta, Diptera, Tephritidae. The coding region runs from base 1540 to 2754 and encodes 404 amino acids.
ACGCUCAUUUGCCGACAUUUUCUUGGGCAUACGAGUGCUAUUUGCGGACAAAAAGAAAAAUUUAACAUAUUUACCAUUGGCUGGCUGUCCUUCAAUGGCGCUAAUCAAAUUACAAAUUGUUAAAACAACUAAAAUGGUUUGAAAAUUAUUUUAGUUAAAUAGCGGAGUAACUGCGUGUUUUACCGGCGUACUAUAAGUUUGUGUAGUACAAUUAAAUAAUGUUGAUUUCUAAUUACUGUCCAAUGCACGCUCUUUUGCCGACAUUCUCCUGGGUAUUCGAGUGCUAAUUGCGGACAAAGAGAAAAAUGAAACAUAUUUACCAGUGGUUAGUUGUAUUUUAAUGGCACUAACCAACUUGAAAAAUGUUUCAACAUAUUAAAGACUAAGGAAAGGAGUUUUUAUAAUGUGAGGGGCUGUAAACCUCGUUAUUAAUACAUUUAAGAAGCGCUAUUUGCAAUGGUUGGAUAGAGUAGAAUUUUAGUGUAGUAUUAAGUAAACGUUUAUUGCAAAGGAACCUUAAAGCCAAGAGUCGUACAAAUGUGCCAUGCAUACUCAUAUACAAAUGUUAUAACUAACAAAAAAUGGAUGAAUCUUUCAAGAGCCAUUUUAUACCCUUAAUUGUAACAAAAAUAUAAUUUUCGUAACAAAGCCACUGCUUUUAGAGCACGUGGUCUGUCAACGUCAUUAUCAAUACCUUACAUAUAGAACUGCUGGUGACUUCCAACAAAUUUUUGUACUUAUAAAUAUGUACAUAUAUACAAUAUACAUAUAUGUGCGUAUAAGUUUUAAAUAUAAAUAUCAUAUGUUUGGAAAUUGURCCGCUGAUAUUAAAUUGAAUUGGUCGUUGGGUACAAAAUAUGGAAGUGUUAUGUUUUAUCUCUGGUUAUGUUAAACGAAAUACAAGUCUAGCUUUAUAAUAUCAAUAAUUGCUAUUUUCAUGAGAAAUAAUCUUGGCAUGUUUUCAAUACGAGCAAAAUUGUCUACUGUGGCCCACUGUAUCUAUGUAUAUAUUUAGACCUUACAAUAACGCACGCGGAAUCGUCAUACGAAUAUGUACAUAUGUACAUACAUAUAUACACGUGUAAAAAUUAUCACGACUUUUCUCAACACAAAGACGUUUACCAUUGAAAAUGACGCUGGAACUAGUGCUCUGCGUAGAAUGUUAAUUGUUUGUUACGGUGGAAUCAUAAAACAAACCAUAAAGUGACCCACGCAACACAACACAUACAGGUAGAAUUUCCAUUGGUGGCCCCUAGACAAAGCAGCACCCACAUUUUGAAUGCGAUCACGAACAGAGCAAUCAGUUAAAAAUAAAUAAAACAAGAUUCAGGCACCGUAACAAAAUUCGUUAGAACCGCAUGCAUAGUGCAUUUGUGCAGCAUGUUGCAAGUAAGAAAAUAUUCCUGUAGAAAACGCUUCAGUUGGUUACUUGCAUUGGCAGCAAGUAGACGGACAAAUUGGAUAAUUCAUAGAGGCGGSAAGGAGAACGAAGUGAAAUAAUUUUUUUUCUGUACACAGUGUAAAAAAAUUUAAAAAAAAAUGUUUUUAUAUUACAGAAUACUCUGGUUUUUAAUUGUCUUGAAGUGGGCCCACACACAACAGAUGCCUACAAUGCCGUACCCACAACGGUUAUAUUUCCAUAAACUGCAAAAGUAUCCCAGCUAUAAGAUUAUAAAUGCACAAGAGGCUAGAUUGGCAACAACAGAGCCCGCUGGUAUAAGCACCGAGCCAGUGGAAGCUGCUACUACUACAAGCACCGUAGCGCCACCAACAAGCAUUGACACAGCAAAUGGUUCUAGCACCGACGUCACAACUAAACCUGCUACAGCACCACUUGAAAUUUCGACAGGUAAUACUAUUUAUACACCUGAUGAGUUUCCGCAUGAUUUGCUUGAAAUUGCACGCUCAAAACUCGGCCUAAAGAGCCUUGACGAAGUGCCCAGUAUAAGUGAGCUCGCCGAAUUUCUUGGCACCGCCAAUGCGGCAGAGACCAUUAAAUAUAUACGACAAAUGACAAACACAGAACAAGGAAUCGCGCUGAUAAAAGCCUACCUUGAAUCGGCCGACUUCACCGAUCGCACCGAUGAGCAGCGUCGUCGUCAACAAAAACAACAGCAAAAGUCACAGCAGCCGUUAAGUGUAACAGCUACUGUUGACACAAAGAAACACAAUUUUCUAGAGCGUGUUGCUGCGUAUUUUCAUAUUUACAACCUAUGGCCGCAAAGUGGCAACAAYGAUGCYGCUGAAACGCGUAAAAAUGUCGARCAACAGCUAAGCAAAUACAUUAAACCACAGUUGGCGUAUAGAAAGCGUAUGCAAGCGGUAGCCACACAACAAACGCCCAACAGCAUAGCACAACRUAAGCCAAUGUUAGUGCGUAAUCCCUUACCUUAUCACUAUCCUGUGCCACUGCGCCCCAUUUCCGACAAUCGUGUGUUGCAUAAUGAUGCUGUAGUCAUGCCAAUGGCACCACCGGUGGUAUUUUCGCCCGUACAUUUGAACACACCUAAAUUCUAUGUGCCACCACAUAUWGAACUGGCACGCGCUACCAAUAUACCACCACAACAAUUGCAGACGUUGUUGCAAAGCAAACCAAAACUGGCAGAAUUAGCUGCCAAAGUGAGUCGUUUGCCACUGACCAACGACCGUUCCACCCGUAUUGAUGAACAACUGUUGGUGGCGGUGAAGCGUGCCAUCGAACAGGAUGAUGACUUGCGCAAACUGCUACAAAAUACCGCAGCUACACUUAAAUAGCUGAUUGUAGGCUUUUAAUUGUAUUUUAGCAUAAAUUAAUUAAGACUAUUGAAUAAAAUUUAUAGGGAAUUAUAUAUUUUACAAACA